This is a messenger RNA of Melanotaenia boesemani (Boeseman's rainbowfish), 4794 nucleotides long. It is a transcript of the gene sytl2a, whose product is annotated as synaptotagmin-like 2a. NCBI's taxonomy places the organism in Eukaryota, Metazoa, Chordata, Actinopteri, Atheriniformes, Melanotaeniidae. Gene Ontology annotation, cellular component: exocytic vesicle; plasma membrane. Gene Ontology annotation, molecular function: neurexin family protein binding; small GTPase binding. Gene Ontology annotation, biological process: exocytosis; intracellular protein transport. The record is from RefSeq and is a predicted model, not a curated record. The transcript has 17 exons. The coding region runs from base 185 to 4153 and encodes 1322 amino acids.
UGUAGCUUCUCUCUGUUCUCCCUUGUGCAGCUCCUCCUACCUGCAUCAGCUCCAUACUCAUUUGUAGUUUAGUCUUCAUUCAGUAAGGAGCCGCAGAGCGAGGGGAUUCACUGGGAAGGGGCGAUCAUGUUGAGCCAAUAGGCUGAAAGCAGCGUGGAAGGUGGAGCGUGGGACAGCAGUGACCAUGAUCGACCUGAGUUUCCUGACAGAUGAGGAGCAGGAGGCCAUCCUGACUGUUUUAAGAAGAGAUGCUGAGCUGAAGAAGACUGAAGAGCAGCGGGUUCUGAACCUGCAGAAGAGCGUGGCAGAUAAAAGCCAGCUGAAAUACCUGAGUGGAGAAUGGUUCUACGAGACCAAGCAGCUUCGCCAUCAAGAUCGCAUCCAUGGCUCCGACAUCAUCAGGGCCGCCAUGAAACACACGCUCAAACCGCUAACUAUAAUGGAGAUCGCUCACAUAUUACCUGAGAGGUCCAGUUUUAUGAGCAGUGAAAAUAAAGAAGUGUUUGUCCCACCUGAGCUCCGCGGACUCCUUCAGGAACCCAACGUGCAGCUACGUGAUGGGUGUCAGAUCUUCAGUCCUCAUGAAACGGUCCAAGAAACUCCAAAAGCAGAUGUUCGAUCACCCACAAAGCAGAGAAAAAACCCAUUCAACAGUGAGCUUGUUUGUGAAGAAAAGGACGGUCAGUCAUUGGUCAGAGCUGCAGAUCAAGCCCAGAGACAAAAUGAAAGGACUGCAUCAUCACCUGACAGCAGCACCACUGCUAAACAAAAUGCUAAUAAGAACAUACUCUCCCAGGAUGCGUCGGUUCCAGGUCCAGUGCCUGGAAACAGAGACGUCAGCAUUAGUUCUCAGGAUGUUUUUGCUGAGGUAGAUGGGUCACAUGUUAGACAGACUAUUUCUGCUGACCUACCAGCCAUCAUCAAGAACAAGUUAGCCUCCAGCUCCACACGGUCUCUGCUUUUUGACCUGGUCUCACAGAGUCCAACGGAGACUUGGAUGGCUCGGAAGCAGGAAAACUUCAGCUUGGCCAGUUGGAUUUCUGUGGAGCAGCAGGAUGGGAAGCAGCUCAGAGAGCAACGCAAACCAUCGGCUACUGACCUUGAAAGCAUCAGCAGUGCCAGUGAUGACACACAAACACCUUUUAUCCAACAGAGUCGAGUGGAUUCAAAGGAAGAACUGACCUGCAAAACUGAGGCAAACUUCCAAGAUCAUGAAGCUGGAAGACUCCAGGUCACUGAUGUGAAACGAUCAGGAAAGCCUGAUGAACUGAAAACAGAGUAUGAAGAGGACUUCCAUUCCCAUGCCAAAGCCAAAAACCAGCCAUCACGACCUAGCAUUUAUUCUUCUGAAGCAAACUCCUAUGUCAAGCCGUCACCUAACUGCAGCUCAAAAAGUUCAUCUCAUGCUCCUCCACCAAAUUAUAAACAAAAACUACUUGGAUUUUUAAAAAGAGAGAAAGACAGAGAUUCCCAAGUGAUGAGUCUGCAGAAAAAAGAGCAAAAGAUAUCAAAGCAGGAAGGCUCCAGGUUUGCUCCAGAUUUGAGUGUGGACACACCUGCCACUACCAAACAAGAUACUAAAUCAGCUCAAAUCAAAGAGGUUAAAUCUGUACAGCUGACUGUCCUGCAAAACACCCCUUUUAAAGAAAUGCUCUCCUCAUUAGAAGCAGAUGGUCAGCAGGAAGGAUUGGUAAGCCAAGAAACUCAAUUAUCAAAAACAUCCACCAGAGAGGAGCUACAGCAUGAAGACACUGCGAAGAAAGAAAAAGAAACUUAUCGAGCUCUCCAGACUAAAUCUGAUGUAACCGAAGAGGACAGUGCAGACAAAUCCCAACAAAAUAAUUUCUCACAGCAGCCUGGUUACAAAAUGUUUGUCGAUUUAUCAAAAGAGGAUGGCACAUAUCGAGCAAACCCUGUCCUUAUCUAUGACGAGACAGACGAAUCUUUAGCAGGUUCAGUAACAGAUUUACACAAUUCUGAGCUACACGAGGAAAGCAUCAUCUGUUUUGUACUUCCUGAAUCUUUAAACACCCAAAAGCAGGAGCAGCAUAACCCAGUUUCAGUCCUCAGAGACUCCACUUUCACAUCUCAAAGGGAUGGGCUAGCUGAGGCAAAGAAAUGGACACUACCCAAAGUAGACACUGCAAGUCACCAAGAAGUUUCCAUUCAGUCUAACCGGAGAAUAUCCUCAGACAAUAAUGAGAAAUCUUUUGCAGAAACACUAAUAAAUCAACACAAAACCAAGCCACUCACCCUUAAAUCACCAAAAACGACAACCAAGGUUACCGUUCAUCCAAACAGGUCAGAUUCGAGGAGCGUUGGUUGUAGCAUAGAUGCACAAUCGCCAUAUCACCAUGACCUUAUCAAAAUCGAUACCAACUCUCAAGAAAGGUCCCUCAGUCCCAGUAAAUCUCCUAAAUCAAAAGACAAAGAUGACAAAGUUAGAUGGAGUCCAUCUAAGACCUACCAUCCAAAGGUCCUGCCACGAGAAUCGUCAAGUACUAGCUCAUCAAAGCUGGAGGGGUCUCCUUUGAAAACAUUUCCAAUAGAAAUCAACCCCAAAACUAAAGUCAGUGAAGAACAACAAGAGGAUCUGACACCAUCAUCAAGACAGAAGAAGAGUCCUUCACAUGCAGCAAAGCCAGCAGUGCUAACAGAAACAAACACCUCUCCGACUCGACCUCCAGCAGGGACAUGUUCACCACAAUCCAAACAUCAUCCACACCUCCACAGAUCUUUGAUCCCCCAGGACCAUCAACACUAUCUGGGUCCACAGGAAAAGGCCCACAAGCCUCCUUUUUACCAGGACAAAGCUGCUGUUGGAGAAAGUGAUGCCGUCCACAGACCCCAAAGAACCAUUAGAAACCAGAGUAAGAGCCCCAGUGAGAGGAGUCCUCAAGAACUCACCUCUUUAAAUGUGCAAAACAAUGAGGAAAACUCCAGACAAGAAACAACCAGGGCUUGGUCUCUACCCCGGCCUAAUUCAGACACAGCCUCUACCAUCACCAACCUAAAACCAAUGAAGCCUAGUCUUUCCGUGCCUCUUCUUCAGCAGAAUGAGACAGACAGCACUUUUGAGACCAACUUGGGACAUAAGAGAAACAACAGCAGCUCUAUGUCCAACAUGACUCUCUCCUCAGGAAUGGCCUCCAUGUCUUCUAUCAGCAGCAGUGUAAGCAGCCUCCACCCUCCAGACUGUGGAGACGUUGACAUCCAGGGAAGCAUCCAGUUUGCUGUGAACUACAUCCAGAAGCUUGGAGAGUUUCAUAUCUUUGUGGUGCUCGUCAGGGGUUUGGCUGUGGCCGACACCAAGAAGAACCGUUCAGACCCGUAUGUGAAGUGCUACCUUCUUCCUGACAAAACUAAGCUGGGCAAGAGAAAAACGACAGUUAAAAAGAGGACAUUAAACCCAACCUACAACGAAGUCCUCAGGUUUAAAAUCAAACUGGAGGAGCUGAAAACUCAGAAGUUAAACAUCUCGGUGUGGCACAAUGACACUUUUGGGCGGAACAGCUUCUUGGGCGAGGUGGACCUGGAUUUGUUUCAGUGGGACUUCAGCAACACACAGAUAAAUGAAUAUACAUUAAAAGCCAGGGUUUCAGAACCAGCCUCAGCACCAGCUCCAUCACAUAUAGUAGAGGAGAGAGGACAGAUGAGAGUCGCCCUGAGAUUCCUGCUGCAGACGCCCAACAGUAAGGGAGCAUCAAGGAUGGAGACUGGUGAGGUGCAGAUUUGGGUGAAAGAUUGCAAGAAUCUUCCUCCAGUCGGAGGAAUCAUCAUCAAUCCGUUUGUAAAGUGCACCGUACUUCCUGAUAUGAGCUUUAAGAGCCGACAGAAGACCCGGGUGGUGAAGAGGACAGCCAGCCCCAUGUUCAACCACAUCAUGGUGUAUGAUGGCUUCCGGUCAGAGGACCUCAAAGAGGCCUGCGUGGAAAUCACAGUGUGGGAUCACGACCGACUGAAGAACCAGUAUGUGGGGGGUCUGAGACUUGGGCUGGGGACAGGGAAGAGUUAUGGCGUGGAUGUGUUUUGGAUGGAUUCAACAAGAAAUGAAACAGAUUUAUGGCAAAGGAUGUUACAGUCUGACGGUGAAUGGGUGGAGGAUGUUUUACCUCUGAGGAUGAUAGUAACGGCAAAGAGCAUGUCUAAGUGAUGCUGAGUGGGAACGAGAAACGUAAGAAUGGAUCAUACUGCGAACCAUGAAUGGAAGCAGACGCUCGACAAAGAAUUAAUUUGGAUUUGCAUAACUAAUUAUUAUUCCAUGAUGAAUGUAUGAGUUACUUUAAUUACUUUAUUUUAAACUUCAUGUAAAAUUGGUCAUCUUAACUUUUGAGACAACAUUUAAGAAAGUAUUUAAGAGAAAUGCAGAAAAACAAUCUGCAUGAUGAAUUUAGAAAAAUAAUUGAAUGUAAAAAGAUUUCAUGUGAAGACUAAACUUCUGUACACUGUAAAAUUACUGUAUGAUAUCAUUGUAUGAUUACUACAGUUUUGAUUUGUUGGUAAAAUGCUGCUUUACUUCAUCUCAGAAAAGACUAAAUUGAUGCAUUUUGAGCUUUAAGUGUUUGUCAUGAAGUAAAUCUUAGAGUUGUGUAAUGUUGAACAUUUCCAUCAACUGUCUAGGAGCAAACUGCCAGUAAUAAGAAAACAAAAAAACUUAGUUGAAGCUGUAGAUCAUAAAAUGAUUUUGGCAGAGCUCUAAAAUCUUUAUAUUAUUGUUGACAGAACUGUUACUAUAGCAACAAGAUGGUAUAAAUGUGAAGAUUGGUUCAGAUUAAUAAACCUUUAAACACAUCA